Molecule: messenger RNA, 999 nt
Organism: Didymodactylos carnosus
Lineage: Eukaryota; Metazoa; Rotifera; Eurotatoria; Philodinida; Philodinidae
Source: the annotation of a GenBank genome assembly
AUGGCAUUGAAUUUGAAAUGCAUGUUUCAAGAAAAACGUUUAGAAACCUAUUCAAUACCUGAUGCUAUAUUAGAAAAAGCCAUAUUAAAUCUCAAUUCAGCCGAUAAUGAUAAAGAUGAUAUAAUUCAAGCGAAUAAAAUGAAUCAUCGUUCAUCAUCUUUAAGUGGAAUAAGAAAACUAUUUGUUGGUGAUAUUGGAGAUAAUCGUAAACCGGAUUUAACCAAAGUAUUCGAUCGUUAUGGUGAAAUAGUUACAAUGUACGUCGACGAAAAUAAAAAAUUCGGUUUUGUUGAAUUUAAGUCGCCAGCGGAUGCGGAAAGGGCGCUAAACCAUACAAAUAAUAAGAUGGUUAAUGGUUCAAAAUUGCGCGUUGAGUUUGCUAAAAUAGACAAACCAAGAGAAAAACGAGACCAUUUACAAUUACAGACACCAUUACGUCCAUUGAUACCAUCGAUGAACGAUCAUCAUCCAGCACAUUUCGGAUAUCCUCCUCAACGAUUACAGCGUCGCCCAUUAACAGCGAGAGGACGAUCAUUAACACCACCAAGUUUAAAAAACCAUCCUGGUUUUCGUCAACGAUCAGCACGUGAUAUGCUAGUAGCACAAGAUUUACUUGGAUAUCCACCAUUUCCUUAUUUUGAUUAUUCGGCUGCUGCAGAUUUUUAUCAUAAAACGGCCGAACAAUUUUAUAACAAUCCGUACCUAAUGCCCGAUCUACGUCGGCCGCUGUCUCCAGCAUUCUACGAUACUCCAAGUAACGGACCUCCGGGCGGACGUCGCGGCAAUAUAGGCCCAAUGCAUCAUCACCAUAUCCCGCAAGGUAAUCGACGAAAUUUUCAGUUACCACCACAUCAAGGUUCUCAACGAAGUCGUGAAUAUUUUCAAAUGUCUUCUAAAUAUAACAAUACACAAAUGAACAAUAACAACAAUUCAUCAAGAGGCGAUAGAGAAAGACGACAACAAAAAAGAAGUCGAAGUCGUUCACCACGUCAUCGGUAA